AUGAUUGAAAAUAAUAUGAAGAUGACAAAUGGUUUCCAAUUCGACAAUCGAAAACCAAUUUGCCCUCCAAAGGAAGCUCGUGUUAUCGUCAGAGAGGUGUUCGAUGAAAAUAUUGAAUUAGGAAUUGACAACGAUGGCAAACUACACAUUGGUACAAAUCAGCAGAGAGAGAUCAUUUGGCCAGAAAACUAUUGCGUAGAUAACUUUGUUGCUGAAAAUGGAACAGCAAUAUGGACUAGUUUUAACGCUAUCGUAUGUUUUAAGCCGUCUUCUCAGGACCACUACAUUAUUAACUCUGCCUGUAUGAUAAUAUCCUGUGUAUUCAUCCUGAUGACGGUGAUGGUGUACACAUGGCUACCAGAGCUGAACAACCUACAUGGGCGCAUACUGAUCUCCUACCUCAUAUGUCUUUUUGUGGGAUAUGCUUUAAUCGCCUCCAUGAAGAUGCUGCUUUACUUCAACAAAAAUAGCCGAGAAAUGUGUGAUGUACUUACAAUAGUGGCGUACUUUUUUCUGCUAGCUGCAUUUUUCUGGCUAAAUGUCAUGUGCUUUGAUAUAUGGCGAACUUUUAGUGGAAUACAUGGAGUGAUGACGAACAAAAUAAGAGCGCGAGACAAAUUCUGCACGUACUUUCUAUACGCAUUCGGUAUCACGAUUAUGUUGACCAUUUUAUUAAUUCUCCUGGAAUACUAUCCAAUGUCAAACAAGCGAACUAGCUGUUUCUUAUCCGGUAAUAAUAGGUUUCUAUAUCUUUAUAUACCAAUUCUUAUCCUUUGGCUUGCUGAUACGACAUUCUUCAUUUUGACAAUCGUAAAGAUUCGAGAAAUUAAGCGACAAACAUCGGUAUUGAAUUCUAAAGACAGCGUUACACAUGACGUGCAGAAUAAAGAACGAGGAAGAUUAUGUCUCUACAUAAAGCUUUAUAUUGUGAUGGGCGUUAACUGGGUACUAGAAGUGGUCAGCGCUCACGCCGCUCAAAAUAACAAUAUAUGGGUCUACACUGACGCGUACAAUGCUCUUAUCGGGUUUUUUAUCUUUUUUAUUUUUGUUUGCAAACGCAAAACAUUUCUGCUCAUGAAAAAAAGAUACGCACAAUUCCUAGGCAAGCCAGUAGUUAGAAGUCAAUCAUCUACCCGGACUAUGACAACAAGUGUGAAAAUAACACGUGUC
Brenthis ino (lesser marbled fritillary) is the source of this 1170-nucleotide messenger RNA. Lineage: Eukaryota; Metazoa; Arthropoda; Insecta; Lepidoptera; Nymphalidae. The record is from the annotation of a GenBank genome assembly.